GCGGGUCUGCCCCCCCCAUCUCCAUUGCCACAGUCGCCACAGGUGGUGUACUACAAAGACAAUUCAUUUUAUAUUCUUGACAUUGCCGCGGAAUUCUACUGGGCGGUUGUUGUGUUCUUGACAUUGGAAUUUGGAAGGAUGGGUACAUUGCAUGAACAACUAGAUGAAGCUUUUGGUGAGAUUGAGAGGCUCAAGACAGAGAACAAAAAGAAAUCCGAAUCAUGCCAGGGCUUCAUGAGAGCUUAUAAUGAGCAAUUACUCAAGACUCAGUCUGCGAAUUCAGAACUGGCGAAGCUCACACUGGAGUUGAACACGAAAGAAGCCGAACUGUUGCUUUCAAACCAGAGGUGUGAAGAGCUUGAAUCAAAUCUGAAAGAGAAAGAAUCUGCCAUCAGAUGUCUGAGUUCAGCAAACGAUAUGGUUCGUGCUGAUUCUGCCCAGAAGCUCAAGAAACUUGAAGAAGACAACAGAAGCAUGUCAAUGGCUUUAGAUGAGGCAAGUGCGAGAAACAUGGAUCAAGAACGAAAGAUUGAAUCUUUCAGAAGUGAAAUGGAAAGGCUGCGGGAAUUUGUAGUGGCUUCUUCUCAGAAAACGUCUUCUCAAGUAAAGAAAGGAGAAAAGGCAUCCGAAGAACUGAGACAGCAGAAUGAUGAUGUGAUGUUGAAGGUAGAGGAGGUGAAUAGGAAGCUGGAAGAUCAGCUCAAAUGGAAGAAAGAACAGUAUGAUCACCUCGUAGAGGCCCAUGAGAGGAUAAUGAAGCAAUUCCACCAGAGGGAGAAGGACUGGGAUGAGGAGAAAGACACAUUGUGUGAUAAAAUCUCAACUUUGCAGAUGAACUUCGAAUCCCAAACAAGACAUUCAGAAGAUCUUCAAAGCAGACUCCAGUUGUGCAAUCAGGCUCUGGUUCAUGAAGAGAGCAAGAGGAAAUCUCUUGAAGUUCAACUUUCAGAAUCCAAAGCCUUCUUUGACAAUGUUUCUGCAGAAUACGAGGAAGCCAAGGCGAAAUUCGAGAAUUUGAGCAAUCAAAGGGAUAACGAUAUAAGAAAUCUAAGAGAAGUGUUACGUACAAAGGAAACAACGUACAAGGAGAUGGAAUACCAAUUCAGAAAGGUAGAGCAAGAGAACCGAGAAUUGAUGGCAUCUAUCAAAGAACUCCAAGAAGCUGGGAUCAAAGAAGCCGGGAAUUUUUCAUCGUCAAAGCUCAGAAACAAGCUCAAGAGUUUGGAACAGAUUCAUAGAGAGUGCUCAACACAUCUCAAAAGCAAAGAAUCCGAAUGGGCUUCUAUGUUGGAGAACAAAGACAAAUCAAUAACCAAUCUGCAGAAGGAGUUGCAGGAUUCUCAUUCGUACCUGACUUUGGUUGAAGAACAGAAGAUUCAAUCCCAGAUAGAGGCUCACGUACUCCAGGAAACACUCAAUGAAGCAUUGGAGCAGUUGGAGAGGACAAAAAGUGAGCUGGAAGAAGCAAACAAAGAGCUUGAGGACAACUUCUACCAGUCAAAGGAGGUCGAAUUUGAAUUGCAGUUAUGGAGGUGUUUAGCUGAGCGGUUAGAAGCCAGCCUGGAAGAGAACCAUCAAAUGCGCAGAGAAGUGGAAGCCUCGCUGUUUGAGCAGGUGGAUUUUGAGUAUGAAUUGAGAAGGGACAAAGACCGCCUUGUCCAGAUUCUAGCUCAGAAAGAAGAAGAGUUAAAUGAACUGAAGGAGAAAAUCCCUUUGCAGCAGAAGAACGAGAACAAGAAAAGGGCAUUUCAGGAAACGCUAGAGCUGUUUGAAGAAGAGUGGCUGAGAAAAGAAGUUGAGAGAGCCAUCUUAACACAAAUAGAAGCAGACAGAAACCAUAAGAAUCUGCAGCACAGAUUAGAUUACCUCCAGAAACUUGUGAUGUCUCUGGAACUGGAAUUUGAAGAUUCAACCAGCAGCUUCUCGAGCAGACUUUUGGAGGUUCUGGAAAAGACCAUGAUCAAAGACAAAACAACCACGGCCGGUUCGGAGCUUGAAAACAAGUUCAAUGUCCUUCACAAGAACGUCGAGCAGCUGAACGCAUAUGUCAGCAACAUGACAUCAGAGUUUGUGGGACUUUCAGACAGGAUGAGCCAAAUGUGUAUGGAAGAUGUGCAGCUGAGUAAAAAACUGGGAAGAAUGUUACGGAACAGCAGCAAUGGGAAUUUCGAUGAUCCCAUAAAAGAGAACUCUCAGAACAACACAUGCCAUUCUCCUACUAGUAAUAAGAUUCUUGAAGCUGCUGCCAUUGUUGAAGAUAGAUUGCCACUGAGACCCCUCAACAGCUAAUUGACUUGGCAUGAACUUUGUUCUUAUCAUCAUCAUUUUAUAAAUAAAAGGGAAGAGCUUUGUGUCAUUCAUUUAUUUACACUAGUAAUAGUAAAAGUAGUUAGUAACU
This is a messenger RNA of Cuscuta campestris, 2398 nucleotides long. The record is from the annotation of a GenBank genome assembly. Lineage: Eukaryota; Viridiplantae; Streptophyta; Magnoliopsida; Solanales; Convolvulaceae.